GCGGCCUGAAGAACGGCUACGUGCGAGGAGGCGCCGCCGACGCCCACAGCCAGAUUCAUCAUGUUGUCCACAAUGGAGCCAUGUAUAAAAGACCCUUCAUUGAAGCUUUUGAGGAAACGCCAAUGCUGGUUGCAGUUCUGACUUACGUAGGCUAUGGCGUCCUCACCCUUUUUGGAUAUCUUCGAGACUUUUUGCGGUACUGGAAAAUUGAGAAAUGUCAUCAUGUAACAGACAGAGAAGAGCAAUUGGAUUUUGUCCCUUUGUACCAGGAUUUUGAGAACUUCUAUACCAGAAAUCUGUACAUGCGCAUUAGAGAUAACUGGAACAGACCAAUCUGCAGUAUUCCAGGACCCAAGAUAGACUUGAUGGAGCGGGUUUCCCAUGACUACAACUGGACCUUCAAGUACACAGGGAAAGUGAUAAAAGAUGUAAUUAACUUGGGGUCCUACAACUAUCUUGGAUAUGCACAGAACACUGGACCUAUCAUUGAGGCAGCAGCUCAAGUUAUUUUGCAGUACGGAACUGGAGUAUGCAGCACAAGGCAAGAGAUGGGAAACUUGGACAAGCAUGAGGAGCUGGAACGAUUAGUGGCCAGAUUCCUUGGCGUAGAGUCUGCAAUGACAUAUGGAAUGGGAUUUGCAACCAACUCAAUGAACAUUCCUGCUCUGGUUAGCAAGGGCUGCUUAAUUCUGAGUGAUGAGUUGAACCAUGCAUCUCUUGUACUAGGAGCAAGGCUUUCAGGAGCAACUAUCAGAAUCUUCAAACACAAUAAUAUGCAGAGCCUGGAGAAACUGCUCAAAGAUGCCAUUGUAUAUGGACAACCUCGCACACACAGGCCCUGGAAAAAAAUUCUCAUUGUUGUUGAAGGUGUAUACAGCAUGGAGGGAUCCAUAGUCCGUCUACCAGAAGUAAUUGCGCUUAAGAAAAAGUACAAGUCAUACCUAUAUCUGGAUGAAGCUCAUAGUAUAGGAGCACUGGGUCCUUCUGGCCGGGGUGUGGUGGAUUAUUUUGGACUUAAACCAGACGAUGUGGACGUUAUGAUGGGCACAUUUACCAAGAGCUUUGGAGGUUGUGGAGGAUACAUUGGAGGCAAGAAGGAGCUGAUUGAUUACCUUCGUGUCCACUCUCAUAGUGCAGUUUAUGCCGCACCACUGUCUCCGCCAGUUGUGCAGCAAGUCAUCACAGCAAUGAAGUUUAUUAUGGGUGAAGAUGGCACAACCAUUGGCAAGCAGAGGAUACAGCAGCUGUCUGAAAACAUCAAGUAUUUCCGAAGGUCUCUAAAGGAAAUGGGCUUCAUCAUCUAUGGAAAUGAAGACUCUCCUAUUGUACCUUUGAUGCUGUAUAUGCCUGCAAAAAUUGGAGCAUUUGGGCGGGAGCUCUUGAAAAAGAACAUAGCAGUCGUCGUCGUGGGUUUCCCUGCCACUCCAAUAAUUGAAUCCAGAGCCAGAAUGUGUUUAUCAGCAGUUCAUACCAAAGAGAUGCUUGAUAUUGCUUUAAAGGAAGUAAAUGAAGUUGGAGACCUCUUGCAAAUAAAAUAUUCCCGUCACCGAUUGGUACCUCUCCUUGACCGGCCUUUCGAUGAGACCACAUACGAAGAGACAGAAGACUGAGUUCUCCCUCUAUGUCCUGUGGAGUUUGCUCCUCUGUAACAAGACUCUUGUAUGGUUCUGAGGCCAAGGUUCUUGAACCAAGCACUCACUUACUGCUUUAGCAUAUAAACAGUGACUUUUUACUUGCACCUGAAGUAGCUACAGGAGCUCUAAAAUUGUGUUUUGUACGUGGCAAAGCAAAAUCUGGC
Euleptes europaea (tarantolino) is the source of this 1798-nucleotide messenger RNA. It is a transcript of the gene SPTLC2, whose product is annotated as serine palmitoyltransferase long chain base subunit 2. NCBI's taxonomy places the organism in Eukaryota, Metazoa, Chordata, Lepidosauria, Squamata, Sphaerodactylidae. Gene Ontology annotation, molecular function: pyridoxal phosphate binding; serine C-palmitoyltransferase activity. Gene Ontology annotation, cellular component: serine palmitoyltransferase complex. The transcript is spliced from 12 exons. Gene Ontology annotation, biological process: ceramide biosynthetic process; sphingosine biosynthetic process. Bases 81 to 1610 code for a protein of 509 amino acids. The record is from RefSeq and is a predicted model, not a curated record.